Messenger RNA from Teleopsis dalmanni, 4455 nucleotides. It is a transcript of the gene Nup160, whose product is annotated as nuclear pore complex protein Nup160 homolog. The transcript is spliced from 16 exons. Lineage: Eukaryota; Metazoa; Arthropoda; Insecta; Diptera; Diopsidae. Gene Ontology annotation, molecular function: structural constituent of nuclear pore. Bases 158 to 4435 code for a protein of 1425 amino acids. Gene Ontology annotation, cellular component: nuclear pore. The record is from RefSeq and is a predicted model, not a curated record.
UUAAUAUAUUAUAAGUGUAAAAAACUAUUGAGAACAGUCCUCACAGCAUAAAAAAGCAAACAGAAAAGACAAAUAAGCCUCUUCGAAGAGGUUAUGUACAAUUGAAUCUUUCAAAAGCCGCAAUCGUAUUUUGUUUUUAUGCAUUUAAGGUUUAACAAUGUCGAACUAUAAUUUAAGCUAUCGAGAAGUUGUACCAGAUAACUUAAAUCAAGAAGAAUGGAUUGAAAUAACGUUGAAUACAGGAGGGACUCAAAGCACUCUACAAGAUAUAAAAGUAUCCGACAAAGCUGGCGGGUAUUGCUUUAAAAAUGUGGCACUAAAUCAUAAUAGAAAUCGUUACAUAUACUGGCGUACUUAUCAGGAUGUAUUAGAAUUAUCAGAAGUCGGUUUAGAUUUUAAUUUAUAUCAAAAUAAUUUACGUUAUAAAUUUACUGAUUCACCAGUGAUUGCAGUGUCAAUAACAGAGACUGAUCGUUUUGUAACUUUGCUUGUUACUACAGUCAGCAGUUUACAUCGCAUUAAUUUUCCCCAUCCCGAUACAUUAGCUGAUGGCAGUAGCAUAGGUUCAUCAAGUAGUGGGUCAGUGAGUACAAGUGGUACUAGCGUUGGUGCCUCUGUUGAUUUUAAUGAUUCACAAUCAUUUUCAAUAUUUCGAGAUGCUAAUUCUUCUGUCAUACGUAACUUAUCCACGUGUUAUGUAUUAGACGCACAAACUACUUCGCAAAAUGCAGUACCACAUGCAGCAAAUAGUUUUCUAUCUCCCAACGGUGAUCAGGCUUACUUUGCCUUAGCCUGUCAAACACAAGUAAUGUUUUACAUUAUGAAUGCCACUAACGGUGAAACUACAGUACACCAGUUAAGGCAACAUAAUAUCAUGCCACGAUUAUUUUCUAAUAUAAAAGGUGCUCUAAUUGGCCGCAAUGAUUCAACUGAUGCUGAAUAUGCUACUUCUUUUGUUUUUAUUUGCGUUAAUAAUGAAAUUUAUUUAGUAACUUUAUAUAGAAACGACAAUAUACGUGUUUGGUCAACAAGUACUUUACAAAUUGUCUGCUCUAUAAGUUGUUUGCGUGAAAGCAAUGAGCAGCGUAUACAAGGGCCUCAAAGUAAUUUACUUAGAAAAAUCAGUGAUUCAAGUGUUUGUGCCUUCCUUUCUCAUGCUAGCGGCUCUGAGUUUGUUUGCAUUGAUAUAAACACAGAUGUUGGUAAUUCAUCUGGUUUAAGUUUAGUACGUCGCAGAGUUAUAUCUGCUCCUCAACUUGAUUUAACGGAUUUUGAUAUAACAGAUUUGAAUAUUUGGGCACUAUGGAGCAAUGCAGAGGGAGAAUUUAGUGUAUCAAAUUUUUGUUUAGAACGUGGAUCAAGUUUAAAUUGGAUAUCAGCGGCAAUGGAACCACCUCCAGAUCGAUAUUGUGUCGGUAUAGAGCAAGGCAUUAAUCCAAGAGAAGCUUAUUGCUCAUACAUAUUCCAUCCAGGCAAAUUUGAACAAAAUGUUUUAUCGAAAGCAUUAUCUAUGUUCCGACGGUCAAAUGUACUCAUUGAAACUUCCAAUAUGUCUGUACUAAAAGAUCAUGUUUGUCAUGCAAUUGAAGAAGAAAUUCAAAAUGAAAUUAAAGACUUUGAUAUUAGCGAUGAAGAAUAUAUAGAAGUUGCAUUACGUUUCUGGGAACGUUUCUACUCCUGUUGUGAACAAUAUCACAUGAAAGCAUGUCAACCAGUUGGUUUAGCAAUUUUGGAAUCAAUUGAUGCCAUUGCUGUCGUAAAGAAGAGUACUUUUUCAAUGUUGCGUCCUUGUGAGACACUUGAGCAUUUAAUGUUAACUGGUGAAGAAGUAGAUAUUCAACGAGUUUUAAAUUUGCAUUUUAAGGGCAGAGAAAAAGAUGGUACUGAUUUGAUUAAUUUGGUUACAAUUAUUGCACGAAUUGAGAAAUGGCUGUCAGAAGAUGUUAAAAUUGAAUUAGAUAAAAAACUUUAUCAAUUAGAAAUGCCGAAUAUUGUUAUUUCAAAACUGGCAGAUGAAAUUCUUGCUGGAGAUCCAGCUAAGCAAAUAUUACCAAGAAAUUUUCUUGUCGUAUUACGUCAAAAAUUACAAAAUAUAAAUGAUAUACGUGCUGCAAUGGUUUUGUUAUUAGAAAGUUUAAGAAUGGAUAAUGGAAAUCCAGAAGCAAUGCAGACUCAUUUAAAUGAAGCUCAUUCUACACGAUUUUUGUUGUCAAUUGGAACUCUGUUUGGUAGUCAUUUGGGACUUUCCAUACUUUCAGAAACAGUACGUCAAAUUGCUAUGAUAAGAUUUGCGAUAUGUCGCAAUUUGCUUAUCUUACAACAAGUUCUAAUUGAUACCUAUAUACUACCUGUGGAUAUUUUGGAGACAUUGCGUUCACAAUAUAUGCCUGAUACAAUCAUUUUCUUACAGUCAUACUAUGUUAUGGUUUGGAUAUCAGAGACUCCUGUUAAUAUGAAUUCAAUAUCCUUUUUGGAAACAUCUGUUCAACGAUUAAAUCUACUGCAGUUGUCUAAUGGCUCUGGUCGUAUUUACACAAGUGGUGGCAAAAGUUAUGCAGCGCCCCUUUUGCGUGUUUUUCUUAACGCUAAGGGUUUAUACACAUCGUUGGCGCUAUAUGCAGAUAAUUUUAAGACUUUAGCAAAUCCCACUUGGCAGAAUACAUUACUUCCACUCACAACAAUUGUUAGUCAAUUAAUAUGGGCAGUAUCAUUUAACUUUGUAUUUGGCGAGUGGCUAUUUGGAACAAGUCAACACAUCAUUUUAGAGGACUAUGUGCGUUUACUCAACAGUUGGUGCGAAUGGAAUUCAUGUUCAAGACAAUUUAUAUUAGCUGUAUCUUUACUCGAUUGUGGAGAGGCUCAUAAAGCAUAUGACUUAUUCCUUAAAGCAGCUAAAGGUGUUCUAAAAGAACAAUUUUUAUUUGAUAAAAUUCUUAGAGGAACUCGUUUGGCUGAGCAACUUGAAUCUGUAUCUAUAGAGGAUCGCAAUUGUAUGGAAGUCAAUAAUCAAGCAAUUGCUCAGUAUUAUUUAAAAGUUAUACAACUUUUUGAGCACCACAAUGCUUUGGAUCAUAUUAUUAAUGUUAGUCAAGCGGCUAUUGGAAUGUUGGACAAGGGCGACCCACAAUUACCAAUGUUUCAAUCUAUUGUAUUCAACAAUCACCUACAGCUGGAACACUAUGAAGAAGCAUAUCACUCACUUAUUUACAAUGCAGAAACUUCUCGUCGAAAAGAUUGUUUACGUCAGUUGGUUAUAAACUUAUUUAGCCGCAAGCGAUUGGAUUUACUGAUGAAUUUUCCAUAUGUGGGUUUGUAUGAGGAAUUGGAAAAUAUAGUUGAAUCUCGCGCUCGUUCUCUGAGUAUUGAGGGAAAUGAAGUUUAUGAUUUUCUGUAUGCUUUUCAUGUCAACAAUGGAAAUAUGCGUAAAGCUUCAGCCAUUAUGUACGAGCAAGCAAUGCGUCUGCAGUUAGAGAGUGAUUCAAUAGAAAGCGUACAAAAACGUUGUGAAAGCUUACUGGUUUGUAUGAAUGCAUUGCAUCUGAUAGAUCAUCGUUAUCGUUGGAUUGCCAAACCAGUAAUAAAUGAAGAUAAUUUAGUACAAAUGAGCAAUAAUUUUGAAGCAAUGGAGACGGAUAAUUCGAAUAACAAACACAAAGUUGCUGUUUUAGAAAUAAUUGAUGUGAAACGGGAAUUACUACAGGCAGAAGCAUUUCUUCAAUUGUCACAAAAACGGAAAGACGUACAAUCAUUUUUUAAUGCUGGGCCGCAGGAACUAACUAUUAUGCUGGCUUCCUCUGGUCUUUACACUGAUGCAGUGAAACUAGCAAAUGGAUUUAAUAUAUCAAUUUUACCAGUAUUUGAUACUUUGACCACUGCUUGUGUACAUAUAACAGAGGAAACGGCGAAUGAAGUAUGGUCAUGGUUACAAGAAAACGAUUUAGCAGAUCUACCGCAUCGAAAUAAAGCUGCUGAUAUGGCUUGGUCACUUCUAAAAAAACUUGUGAUUGAUAAUGAAAAAGAAAAUUCCACAGAAAUUCGCAAAUGCGUUGUAAAUAAAAUACUUAAUUUAAACUCAUUUGUUCCACAGUGGCUCUAUAAUGAUUAUAAGUCAGAGAAUUGUUCCGAGCUUCUAUAUUUGUAUGUUAAACAUAGUCGUUUAUUAGAAGCAGCUGAGUUAGGUAAAGAAUUUAUCAGCGCUAUGCUAGGAGCUGGAAGUGAAUACUUUAGUUGCAAACAUUCAAUUGCAGUAACCAAUGCCGAAAUGUGUUUACCUCUAAAUACUUUAGAUUUACUUUUGCAUGGCCUCAAACUAAAUGAAAAUAAUGUCGAGUAUAAAGAAGCACUCAUAGAUUUGGAAGAGAUUCUGAACAAAUAUGUCAAUACUGCCCUUAGAACAGCUAGAGAUAAAAUUGAAAUUUCUAUGCGAAAUGAGUAAACCUUGUUUUCAUUUUUUUU